Messenger RNA from Oppia nitens, 634 nucleotides. Its product is annotated as succinate dehydrogenase assembly factor 2, mitochondrial-like. Lineage: Eukaryota; Metazoa; Arthropoda; Arachnida; Sarcoptiformes; Oppiidae. Gene Ontology annotation, cellular component: mitochondrion. The record is from RefSeq and is a predicted model, not a curated record. The coding region runs from base 118 to 582 and encodes 154 amino acids. The transcript has 2 exons. Gene Ontology annotation, biological process: tricarboxylic acid cycle; mitochondrial electron transport, succinate to ubiquinone; protein-FAD linkage.
AUUUUGUUGCAAUUGUUGUAACAUUUGAUUAAAAUAAUACAAGAAUUUGUUUUUUAUUAAUUAGAGAUUAAGUUUAGAUUUCAUAAGUAUUUUAAGAUAUUUUUAAAACAUUUUAUUAUGCAAUUCAUUAGCAGAAGAAGUGCUUCAUUUGUCAGACAAUUAAUAGAUAUAAACUAUCGACAAACGAGACAACUGUCUCAAGACAAGAGUGACAAUCAUUUGAAUGAUAUUUACGAUCCGCUAUCAAAUGAACCACCGAUUCCUUCAUCACAUCGACAAAGACACGAAUCAAUUGAUAUGAAAAGAAAGAGAUUGUUAUAUCAGAGCAGAAAAAGAGGAAUUCUUGAGAAUGACCUCAUAUUAGGCACAUUUGCGGCCAAAUAUCUAAAACAAUUCAGUGAUGAAGAACUUGAUUUAUAUGACACUAUCAUUAAUUUACCGUCAAAUGAUUGGGAACUGUAUUACUGGUCUGUCGGCAAAAAGCAAGUGCCACAAGAGUUUCAAAACAAAGUUAUGAAACUUUUGGUAGAAUUUACCAAAAAUAAAGACAAAGAGUGCCGAUUGAGACAACCGGACCUCUAAUUAUCUUUUCAUUUGACUAUUUAUUAUAAAUAUAUUAUUUAAUAUUAACAGU